Molecule: messenger RNA, 609 nt
Organism: Aspergillus viridinutans
Lineage: Eukaryota; Fungi; Ascomycota; Eurotiomycetes; Eurotiales; Aspergillaceae
Product: 60S ribosomal protein uL13
Exons: 4
Coding region: 1-609 (202 amino acids)
Biological process (GO): translation; negative regulation of translation
Cellular component (GO): ribosome; cytosolic large ribosomal subunit
Molecular function (GO): structural constituent of ribosome; mRNA binding
Source: RefSeq, a predicted model, not a curated record
AUGUCCUCCAUCGAGCCAGUGGUCGUCAUUGACGGCAAGGGACACCUUCUUGGUCGCCUGGCCAGCACUGUUGCUAAGCAGCUGCUUAACGGCCAGAAGAUCGUCGUUGUGAGAUGUGAAGCCCUCAACAUCUCCGGCGAGUUCUUCCGUGCGAAGCUGAAGUACCACGCCUAUCUUCGCAAGAUGACUCGUUACAACCCCACUCGUGGUGGUCCCUUCCACUUCCGUGCUCCCUCCCGCAUCUUCUACAAGGCCGUCCGCGGAAUGAUCCCCCACAAGACCCCCCGUGGUGCUGCUGCUCUGGAGAGACUCAAGGUCUUCGAGGGUGUUCCUCCCCCCUACGACAAGAAGAAGCGCGUCGUCGUUCCCCAGGCUCUGCGUGUCCUCAGACUCCGCCCCGGCCGCAAGUACUGCACCGUCGGUAGACUCAGCCACGAGGUUGGCUGGAAGUACCAGGACGUUGUUGCCAGACUUGAGGAGCGGAGAAAGGUUAAGAGCAGUGCAUACUACGAGCGCAAGAAGGCCGCUCGCCGCCAGCUCGUCCAGGCCCAGAAGUCGGCGAGCGUUGACGAGAAGACCAAGAGCCAGCUUGCUGAGUACGGAUAUUAG